Molecule: messenger RNA, 319 nt
Organism: Schistocerca americana (American grasshopper)
Lineage: Eukaryota; Metazoa; Arthropoda; Insecta; Orthoptera; Acrididae
Product: serine protease inhibitor I/II-like
Exons: 4
Coding region: 18-278 (86 amino acids)
Molecular function (GO): peptidase inhibitor activity
Source: RefSeq, a predicted model, not a curated record
CCGACGCAGUAACCACCAUGAAGCUGGCGCUCGCACUUUGCGCAGGGUUCCUCUUCGUCGUACUGGUCGAGGCAGACCGGGGGGCGAGACCGCCGAAGCCGGCCCAGAAGAAACCGCCGCCGACCGAGGAUGGGAAAUGCUGUAUACCCAACCAAACGUACAAGGAGGACUGUAACGUGUGUUUAUGUGCAGCGGAUGGCAUAGGAGCAACCUGUACUCUACGCGCCUGCGUUGGAGAUAAUUGGGAAAGUCGCCGGAAACAGCCCGAUGGUGAAUAACUCCUGCACAUCGUGACACCUUCGUUGGGUGCUGCAACGCA